CUGCGCAGGGCUGAGUCAGGGUGGGCUGAGUGUUGCAUAACAUGUAAAUGUCAAUAAUAUCUAUUGGUGUUUGCGGUGUUUGGAGUUUUAGGAGUUGAGAUGCGUUAGUAUCUUUAUAUUAUCAGGGCACUUAUUCACUUCAUUCAUCCCUGAACAGCUUGAAGUGGGGUGCAUAGUCGCGACGAGCGUCGAUAAUAAAUUUUCAGAAUAAAAUGUUUUCUGCAAUAAGGCUGUUGCCCAGGCAGCCUGCUGGCUUUCUCCGGCGAUGGGGGAUGCUGAACCAGACCAGACUGAUUCAAAAGGGGGAAGAUGGAUCAGCUUCAUCCCCUUCCCCGACACCCGCGGCGGCUGCUGGCACCCCUGCCCAGUCUCCCGUCCCGGCGGCGGCGGCGGUCCCCGACCUCCCCCUGGCGGGCGCCGACCGCUCCCCGCCGGAGGGGUCCGCGUCGGCCGAGCAGAUCGCCGCCACCUUCCACGCCAUCCGACGCGUGUUCAGCAGCUGCUCGACGGUGGACGAACUGCUGGCUGUGGCCGAGCGGCGCCAGCUGUCCCGCACUGAGGCACUCCUCUGGAUCACCUCUGUGGCGCAUAUGGCCGGCGAGCAGCGCGUGCCGGCCGCGCAAGUCACCGCACACCCCUGUUACCGGGCGGUGACGGAGCAGCUGCUGCAAGGCAACACGGACCGGCAGCCGCUGCACCGGCUGCUGGCCCCGGCGCGCGCGCUCAGCGAACUCGGCGUACCGCCGGACGACCCGCUGCUCGCCUCACUGAUCACAGACCUCAUCUGGAACCUGCGCAAAAUGACCAUGAAACAGCUCGUCCAGUGUUUCCGCCUCUCGCUGACGGCCGGCGCGUCCAAGGUGACUGGCCAGCUGCGCGCGCUGACCCAGGAGGCCAUCCAGCGCCGAUGGGUGGAGAUCACCUCGGGCGAGGAGGUGGUGGUGCUUAUGAAACACAGACGGUUGCGCGCGCGCCUGCCGGCACCGCCGGUGUCCGAUUGUCUCGACCCCCGGGUGUCCCCGUACGCCCACCUGCGCGCCGCUCUGACCACAUUGACCUGCAGUGACCAGUUCCCGGCCGAGUUCGUCCGUCACCUGGAGGACCGGGCUCUGGACGCGGCCAGCACCGCCACUGUCUCCGAGGUGUCCCGACUGCUGGGACUGCUGGCCGAACAGCGUCGUCGGCCGCCGCCGCUGCUGCGAGCGCUCUGCUUCCACGCGGCGCGCCAGCCCGAGCCGGUGGCCUACAAGGACGCGGUGCGCACCCUGCUGGCGCUGCAGAAACUCAACUUCCCCGAUCAGAUGCUGCUGGAGAAGCUGUCCCGGGAUCUGGUAUCCCAGACGCCGUCCGUGGAGAGGGUGAACGUCAUCAGCUCGGCACUGAAGGCCGCGGGACUGCUGCACUGGCGCAACACAGAGUUUCUGGAGGCGGCCGCCACGUGGUACGAGCGGCACCUGGACUCACUGCGGCCUCUGGACAUUGUAUCCCUCAUCAUCACACUGGCCACGGUCAACUACUCGCCCACCAACGCGGCCACACUCAUACCGGCACUGAUCGCCCGCUGCGGCCGGGAGCAGCUGCCGCGGCCUCAGGUGUGGCUCGACCUGGUCUGGUCUCUGUCCGUCCUGGGCCGCAGCUCGGCCGACCAGCUCCGGUCCGUUCUGGAGCCAGAGUUCUGCCGUGCCCUGCAGCGGGAGAGGAUACACCUGGGUGCCCGGCUCAAACUGGCCAAACUGGAGGCUUACGCUCGACUGAAACACGAGUACCAGGGUCCGGCGGUGGCGGCGGCGCUCGGCAGUCCCGGGGAGCCGGUGGCGCCGCCGCGCUCCCAGGACUCGGAGACACUACAGAAGGCAGUGCUGGAGGCGCUGGUCAACUUCCUGCCCCCGCCGCGCUACCUGCGCGUGGGCGGCGCGCCGGCCGCCGGCUGCGCGGUAGACGCCGAGUUCACGGUCGGGGAUGAUGGCGCACCGGUCCCCUGCGAGCGGUACGGCAGCGCGCUGCCCGGCGCGCCGCCGCCGGCCGAGCAGCCCCCGCCGGGUGUCCACAGGGUGGCGCUGUGUACCUGGAGCUACCGCGACAUGACACUAGACUCCGUGGAAGUCACCGGCUUCAACCAGAUGACCGUCAACCUACUGGAACUGAGCGGCUACAAGGUGCUGGAGGUGGCACACGCAGAGUUCCGACAACAGGACAGUCAGGUGGUCAAAACCAAACUGCUCCGGCAGAAAAUCAGGGACCUGGUAGCGCGGUAGCAACGGUCCGCCCCGCGGGACCGUCUAGUUAAUAUUGUGUCUGUGUGGACGUUACUGCGAACGAACGUCAAAUAGGAUGUGCAGCGUGAAGUAUGUUGAUGCGCUGAGAAGUACGUAGUCUAUACAGGCUACCGUGCUGCUAAGACGGUCAGAUUGUUUUCGCUACUAUUUGAAUGAAUGUCGGCGCGAUUUGUGAUGGCGCAUAUUUGCGCUCUAGAGCAGGGCAUCUGGCUUUCGAUGAUUUUCAGCGUCGAUACCUCAGUGUGAUGAUUAUCGUGAGGAGUCCGUCGUAAAAAUAUGUGCUUGUACAGUAAUAAACACCGAAAGAUCAGGCGUACACACUGUGACUGAUGCCGAUCAGGGUGACGAAGCGCACGUCUGGCUGCGCCUUGGCUGAGCUACUCUGCGAGCGAACCAAAGUCCUCCGGCAUAUGCCCAUGACGCGAACGCAUGGCAUUGUGAUAAUACACAAUGUCUGCGACAUUUCAGUAUCA
Amphibalanus amphitrite is the source of this 2749-nucleotide messenger RNA. Its product is annotated as FAST kinase domain-containing protein 4-like. The transcript has 12 exons. The record is from RefSeq and is a predicted model, not a curated record. Gene Ontology annotation, biological process: regulation of mitochondrial mRNA stability. NCBI's taxonomy places the organism in Eukaryota, Metazoa, Arthropoda, Thecostraca, Balanomorpha, Balanidae. The coding region runs from base 213 to 2255 and encodes 680 amino acids.